GAAUAUCCAUCUUUAACAAGAAAGAAUGAGCUCAUACCCACCUAUUUCUUUAUUUGAUCUGAUAUCCCCACCUAAUAGAAACGUCGACCCUUUCAAAAACGACGUCGACAAGGCUUUUAGUUCCUUUUUUUCCGCAUUCAAUGGGGUUGCUGCUGCUGGUGUUAUUAGUUCCCUUAUUUCUUCUGUGGUGCUGGUCAUCGCUGCUACAGUCGUUAUAUAUGCCAUUAUUAACUGCGUGAGAAAGUAUGAAAAUUAUAUUCCAAUAUCUGGCGAGGUGACGAGUAGAACGUCUGGAAAUUAUAUUCCAUUAUCUUCCAGCGAAGUAGCAUUUGGUUCCAAGGCCCAGUUUCCGACAGUCAAAGAGUUCCUAAGCGACAUGGAAAGAGAGAAGCCUGUAGCUUACACAGCAAAGCAAAUUGCAGAGUACACACAAAACUAUAGCUACUCCAACAUUUUAGGUUCAGGUGGAUUUGGAGUAGUAUAUAAAGGGUUUCUCGAGAAUGGAGUAACAGUAGCUGUCAAGGUCCUUACCAACAAUAGGGGUAAGAUGGUUGAAAAGCAGUUUAUGGCAGAAGUUGGAACCUUGGGAAGAACUUACCAUGUCAAUUUGGUUAGACUCGUGGGCUUUUGCUUCGCCCCCGAAAUGAAAGCCCUUGUCUACGAGUACAUGGAGAAUGGUUCUCUGGAAAAGUUAUUGUUCAAGAACGAUGGAGAAGUGGAUCUAGAGAAGCUUCAUGGUAUUGCAGUCCAAACUGCAAAAGGGUUGGCUUAUUUGCAUGAGGAGUGUGAACGAAAAAUCAUUCACUAUGAUAUUAAGCCCGAAAAUGUGCUUCUUGAUGAGAACUUGAAUCCCAAGGUUGCGGAUUUUGGACUCGCCAAGCUUUGUAAUAGAGGAAGUAGUCAAGUAAUCCUAACCAAUUUCAGAGGGACAGCCGGAUAUGCAGCUCCAGAGUUGUGGAAGCCUUAUCCUGUGACUCACAAAUGUGAUGUUUACAGUUUUGGUAUUCUUCUCUUUGAGAUUGUUGAAAGAAGGAGACAUUACGACGAUAAUGUGAGCCAUGAGUCCCGGGACUGGCUACCUAAAUGGACAUGGAACAUGUUUGAGAAAAAUGAGUUAGCAACACUAUUACUGCGUUGUGGGAUUGAAGAGAGUGACAGGGAAAAAGCAGAGAGGAUGUUACUGAUAGCUCUGUGGUGCAUUCAGUAUUCACCAGAAGCAAGACCCCUCAUGAGCAAUGUAGUGCAAAUGUUGGAGGGGAAUAAAGAAAUUAGUCCACCUCCUUUCCCCUUUGAACAUUUGCAAUCUCCGCGACUAAAUUCCGGUCAAAAUAGUGGAACAGAUGAUGACACAAGUCUUUCUGCAUCAGGCACACUUACUGAUCCACGUUGUGAUGCGCUUGAAAUUGAGGUAGUUCUUGAAUAGGUUAAAAUCAAGAUUGUUGUGUGUCCAACAGACGAAAGUUCAUAUAUUUUCUAUCUGGUACAUCUGUAAAUUGGUUUCAGUAGUGUUGCGAAUGCAAUU
Molecule: messenger RNA, 1522 nt
Organism: Fragaria vesca subsp. vesca
Lineage: Eukaryota; Viridiplantae; Streptophyta; Magnoliopsida; Rosales; Rosaceae
Product: probable receptor-like protein kinase At5g39030-like
Exons: 2
Coding region: 26-1423 (465 amino acids)
Biological process (GO): protein phosphorylation
Molecular function (GO): ATP binding; protein kinase activity
Source: RefSeq, a predicted model, not a curated record